This is a messenger RNA of Botrytis porri, 666 nucleotides long. RefSeq lists its product as uncharacterized. The record is from RefSeq and is a predicted model, not a curated record. Bases 1 to 666 code for a protein of 221 amino acids. The transcript has 2 exons. Lineage: Eukaryota; Fungi; Ascomycota; Leotiomycetes; Helotiales; Sclerotiniaceae.
AUGGAAAACAAGAACUCAACUCCCUGCAGCAAUUUUAUACUUGGAGACUGCGGAGCUGCGAUUGGUCGUCAGUACAGUAGAAUAAUGGGAUCGAAACGAAACUACAGAGAUGAUCUAGAAGCAAAUAUUCCGGGACAAACUGAUAUAGGCGCUUCUUGUAGAGAUUUGAAUAAUCGUACAUCUCGUCCCAAAUCUCGCGGUCCUGGUAGUCGUCUUCCUCACCCUCCUAUCCCUUCUCAAGCUCAGAUUUAUCAUCGCUCAUACCCAGACAGACAGACUGGACUUGAGAAUGGGACAGCUCCUUAUUCCACGCAAAUCACACGUUCCCAACCAGAUACACAACCACCAAUGCGAUAUCCCAUACCAUCUACGAGCCCUCAAGGUGCUCGUGCAGGUUCUCGGGGAAUAGCUACACCCGGUAGAUCUAGUCGUCUCAGUAGCUCAUCGAAUCAGAUAGCAAGUAAGAGCUCUACUAGAUUCCGUGAGCCAACUACACGGAAUCAUAUUCGUGGCAAGCAAAAUAUAAGAGCUGAAUCGGGUUCUACGAUUCUAAGGCCGAAUAGCUAUGCGUAUGUCUCUGCUAAUGAUUCUGCAAGAUGUGGAACUGCGGGAAGUGUAGCGAGUCAUCGGCUGGAUAGCUCUCGUUCUGGGAAGGAAGAUGUUUGA